GCGUGAAAUUUUUCCUUGGCAAUUUGGCGACAAAAGCUUGGGUGUGACGGCAGUGUGGUUAGGUUAAAAUUUCCAGGUCCUCUAAGGCCGAGUCGUUCUUUCCAUAUUCCAGCAAACCAUGUCGGGCAAAGGGCAAUACAAUGUGAUUGUCGAGAUGGAUGACGAGCCUACUAUACAGGCCGAUACCCUUGAUAAUGACGGACUCGAGUUUCAAGACUUCUCUUCCAGUAGCGCACCCAAAAGCAGUGGAAAGAUGAACAGCAACACUCAAUCAUUCGCCACAGCACCUGGUGGAGACUUUUUUGAUCCUCACCGGCAGAUACAAGAUGAGGCUAUGGGCCGAAAACCUGUGUGGUCAUUGGAUUACUACACUCGGUAUUUUGAUGUGGAUACGAAGCAGGUCCUUCAACGCUGCUUUCACAGCAUGUAUCCUAUAGGAUUGUUUGAAGAUGUGCUCAACGAUAACCCAGAUUUAUAUGGACCCUUCUGGGUGACCACUACAGUGAUAUUCACCACAUUUGUUUCUUCCUCAUUGGCUGCAUCCAUUGUUGCCUACAUGCACAGCACACCCUACGUCUACAACUUUGGGACGCUAAGUUUUGCUGUGUUUGUUCUCUACUCGUAUACCUUUGGAUCAGCACUUUUAGUAUGGGCCGCGACAAAAUACUAUGGUUGCCAACCUAGCUUGCUAAACAUUAUCAACAUGUACGGCUACAGCAUGACUGCGUGGGUCCCUGUUUCGAUCCUGUGCGUCAUGCCUUAUGAUAUUGUCAGAUGGAUUCUGGUUGCGGUUGCUUUUGCAUUGACUGCUGUAUUCCUCAUCAAAAACCUUUAUUCCAUUAUUGCUCGAGCUGAUGCUAAAACUAGCAGACUGUUAUUGAUUGGAAUCUUGUUCGGUCACGCUAUCUUUGCUAUCACCCUCAAAUUGUCUUUCUACAGCAACGACUUUAGAGAUGCUGCCAACGAUACACCUACAUAGUGUAUAUAAUGGGGAGGGGUUUUUUCUCAUGUCUUUAUUAAAAACAACAACGCAUAGUAAUGGAUACAAAAUGACAAAAGGAUUCUAAGAGUGAUGGGUUGCUAUAAUUUAAUCAAAUUUCUGCUCAAGAGGCUGAAUAUAAUGUUUAGGGAAAUGUACAUUCAAGACGUAAACGUCGCGGCUGGAGAAGAGA
Molecule: messenger RNA, 1172 nt
Organism: Umbelopsis ramanniana AG
Lineage: Eukaryota; Fungi; Mucoromycota; Umbelopsidomycetes; Umbelopsidales; Umbelopsidaceae
Exons: 7
Coding region: 119-979 (286 amino acids)
Biological process (GO): vesicle-mediated transport
Cellular component (GO): Golgi apparatus; membrane
Molecular function (GO): small GTPase binding
Source: RefSeq, a predicted model, not a curated record